CACUGGCAUGGCGCUGUGGACCAAGGCAGGAGUGUGGAUGGCAGGGCCACAGCUGGCCCUGUGCUGGGCACGGACACUGGGCACCAGAGCAGCUACGGCCCCCAAGGCAGUGCUGCCCUUCGAGGCCAUACCCAGGUGUCCGGGCAACAGGUGGCUGAGGCUGCUGCACAUCUGGAAGGAGCAGGGCUUCGAGGACCUCCACCUGCAGAUGCAGCAGAUCUUCCAGGAGCUGGGGCCCAUUUUCAGGUACGAUGUGGGAGGGAAACACAUCGUGCUCCUGAUGUCGCCCGAGGAUGUGGAGAGGCUGAAGCAGGCGGACGGCUACCUACCCCAUCGGACGGCCAUGGAUCCCUGGCUGGCACACCGGCAGCACUACGGGCACAAAUGUGGCGUGUUCUUGCUAAAUGGGCCCGAAUGGCGCUCGGAUCGACUGCGGCUGAACCCAGACGUGCUGUCGCUGCAGGCCGUCCAGAAGUACCUUCCCAUGGUAGACAGCGUGGCGAGGGACUUCACCAAGGCCCUGCUGUCCAAGGUGCUGCAGAACCCCCGGGGGAGCCUGACCCUGGACAUCCAGUCCAGCAUCUUCUACUACACCAUAGAAGCCAGCAACUUGGCCCUUUUUGGAGAGCGGCUGGGUCUCCUGAACCACAGCCCGAGUCCAACCAGCCUGGCCUUCAUCCACGCCCUGGACAGCAUGUUGAAGACCACCGUGCAGCUUAUGUUCAUGCCCAGGAGCCUGUCCCGCUGGACGAGCCCCAGGGUGUGGAGGGAGCACUUUGAGGCGUGGGACUACAUCUUCCAGUAUGCCAACAAUUCCAUCCAGAAAAUCUACCAGGAGCUGGCCCUCGGCCGCCCACAGCACUACAGCGGCAUUGUGGCCGAGCUGCUCCUGAAUGCAGACAUGACCCUGGACUCCAUCAGAGCCAGCUCCAUCGACCUCACUGCCGGGAGCGUGGACACGACGGCCUAUCCCUUGUUGAUGACCCUCUUUGAGCUGGCUCGGAACCCUGAAGUGCAGCAGGCCCUACGUCAGGAGAGCCUGCUGGCUGACGCCAAGAUCUCUGAAAAUCCCCAGAGGGCAACCACAGAGCUGCCCCUGUUGCGGGCUGCCCUCAAGGAGACCCUAAGAUCCCCUCAUGAGGAAAAGACUUGGCACGCUCCUCACCACUCCAGCCCGCCCACAGCAGAGGAGACCUGCUGCCAGGGGUGUGGUGUCUCGGCCCCGGUGCUGAAAAACUUCCAGGUGGAAACGCUAACGCAAGACGAUAUAAAGAUGAUCUACCGGUUCAUACUGAUGCCCUCCACCCUCCCACUCCUUACUUUGCGGGCCAUCAAUUAGUCAUAUCACCGCACUGCUGGGCCAGCCACGCCACCGUCCAUCCGCCAACCCCUUCUGCCUGACCCCGGGUCACCCGUUUUCUCCAAUGGUCCCUGCUUCCUGAGCCACGUCACAGUCCAGCCGGCACCUUGCACAAAUAGAACAGCCCAGGGCCUCAGACGUCAGGCCUUGCCAGGCUAUGCAGCAAGGACAGGGCAGAGCUAGGGAUGAGGCGGGUCCUGGUUAUGUGCCCAGUCCCUUCUCUAGCAAGGAACACCAGCUGAGAGCCUAUGAACAAGGGGUUGUCACCCCAGCAUGCUCCAGGCCUGUCAUGAGUCCAUCUAAGGGGCUUCUGACCCUGUCCCCUGCCUCUCUGUCCAGUCUCAUAUGCUCUCUGUACUCAGCUCUUCCCCCAUGCGAGAGACGGUACUUUAGGUCCCCUGUCCCGCUCGUUGCUGUUGCAAACGCUGCACUCCUUGUCUGCAAUGCCCGUGCCUAGAGUUGACCUUCAAGCUGGGCUAUUUAUCCACUGCUUGUUCCACUCAGCCCACGCGGGCUCCUCCUGGCAGUGCCAGUUCUCUGUGAUUGUGGCUCAAUCUCCCAGCCAAGGGCCUGAAUAGACAGGCCAUCAGCAGUGUUUAACAGAAGAAUGGCCACCAGGGAGCCAACUUAGAUAUCUGGGCCAAUGACCCCCGUCUGAAAGCAGAGAGGAUGGUGAACCCCACUGGCUAGCAUCAGGGUGACUACAGAGAAGCUUCCAGAAGAAGAGGAUGGGGCCUCCUUGACCACAUGCAGCCUCACGCUCCCUUUAAUAAAGCCCUUUGUCUAAAGUGCUGACUGCCCCUUCACACUGACCCAUAGGAGAGGGGCCACCCUGACUUCAUGGGUGGAAGAGGCUUUGUACAGCUGAGAGUUAACUGGGGUCUCCUAGCUGGCAGGAGCAAGCAGUCUGUCCCACACCAUGUAGGGCCCGGUGACACCUCCACACACACGUAGGAAGGGAGGCAAGGCUAGGUGGUGGGGAUUCUCCCUCCCCCCCCCCAAUCUCCUCAUCUGGUGAGAACCAAGGUGCUCAGUUCUCACCAAGGCGGUGAGGAGGGGCCAUACUUCUGGCUGCACCAGCCCUGCCGGCACCAAGCCCCCCGUGGCAUCCUGUUUGGCCCUCAGAUCCCCUCAUGAGGAAAAGACUUGGCACGCUCCUCACCACUCCAGCCCGCCCACAGCAGAGGAGACCUGCUGCCAGGGGUGUGGUGUCUCAGCCCCGGUCAGUACUGUUGAAGGGGGUUUGGAGAAUCACGGAGAGGAGCUUCCAGGCUCUGGUCACACAGGCGCAGGCUGGAGCUCUGGCUCAGCCCUUGGUCAGCCCUUAAUCCCUCCAAGCCGCAGCUGCUUCGGAUGACAAUUCUGUGUAAUAAGCUCCGUUCCGCCAGGCCCCACAGGGAUGGCACAGGACUGGUAUGUGGAGAGCUCCCAGCUCUCUGCCGCAGCAGGCACUCAAUUAAAUGGGAAUUUCUUCUCCUGCCUCUCAAAAGUCACCUCAUUAUGUGUGGCCCUGCUCUGUGGUGAGUGGUGACCAGUGAUGGCAGGAAUGGAAUGAAAAUAUAGCGGCUCUGUACUAAAUGUGUGACCAGGGCCAGGGCUCAGCGUGUGACCUGGAGCAGAGGUCAGCUUCCCAAGUUGCUAUCCAAAAGUCAGGUAUUAUUCUCAGUGUCGGUCCUUAGAAGGUGAUCUGUGUUUUUCUUUAUCUAGCCGAUUAAAAGGUUUUUUUGUCUUUGGUUUUCUGCAUGUUCGUGGGUCUGUGUGGAUAUUUAUUUAUUUGCCCUGCUUGGAAUUUGUUGGACUGCUUGAUCUGAGUUUUGAUAUAUAUACUUAAUCAAUUCUGGGGAUGUCAUGGCUAUUAUCAAUUUAAUAUUGCCUCUGUGCCAUUUUGCAACUAUUCGGGGGUCUGUCUCACUCUCUCUGCCAUCUUUCUUAGUGUCUCCUCCAUAUUUUUCACUCUUUCUAUUUUUGAGGCUCGGAUGGCCUCGACAAGGGAAAUCCAUGACAGAUUUUCUGCAGAUCCCUCUGUUUCAUAAGCAGGAAGGCGUUGGGUCACAGUGGGGGCUUGGUGGCGGGAGGGCAGACUCUCCCAUUGGGAUAUCCUGUAGGAGGAAUGGAGACAAAGGAAAAAAAUAGAAAAAAUUCAU
Hipposideros armiger (great roundleaf bat) is the source of this 3504-nucleotide messenger RNA. RefSeq names its product cytochrome P450 11B1, mitochondrial-like. Gene Ontology annotation, cellular component: mitochondrial inner membrane; mitochondrion. Lineage: Eukaryota; Metazoa; Chordata; Mammalia; Chiroptera; Hipposideridae. The coding region runs from base 8 to 1339 and encodes 443 amino acids. Gene Ontology annotation, molecular function: heme binding; steroid 11-beta-monooxygenase activity; iron ion binding. The transcript is spliced from 8 exons. Gene Ontology annotation, biological process: glucocorticoid biosynthetic process; cortisol metabolic process; aldosterone biosynthetic process. The record is from RefSeq and is a predicted model, not a curated record.